AUGGCAAUAAUUAAUCUAAAUAUUGGUGGUGAAAAAAAUUUACGAAUUUUUAUCGACGAUAUCAAAUCAGUGAAGUUAAAAUAUUCAGAAUUUGAUUUGAGUAAACAAAUGUUACGCUGUAAUAAUCAAUGUCCAAAAUCGUUACGUCCAAUCUUAUUUAUAAAAGCAGAAAUAUUCCGUCAAAAACGUCAAAAACGUGAAAUCCGGAGUGAUGAAGAUUGCUCAAGUCGUAAAUGUUGCCUUAAAUCACGUUAUUUUCAAUUUCAAAAUAGCGGUUUUGAGCAUAUCACAACACCUAAUGGAUUUCUGAUGAAUUUCUGUGAUGGAAUCUGUGAUCAAACACUUAUUCCGGCUACAAAUGAUCGUAAUGCCUUGGUACAAGCGAUGAAAAUUUCAAAUUUACAUUUUAAUCCGUUCAAAGAUAAAUGGGUCUGUUGUGUACCAAUUAAAUUUGCAUCUAUUAAUGUUGCUGAACAGUACAACAAUGGUACACAACGAUUAAUUCCAUUAAAAAAUGUCAAAGUUGAGGAAUGUGGUUGUGUGAUAUAA
This is a messenger RNA of Brugia malayi, 549 nucleotides long. RefSeq lists its product as uncharacterized. The transcript has 4 exons. Gene Ontology annotation, biological process: BMP signaling pathway; SMAD protein signal transduction. Gene Ontology annotation, cellular component: extracellular region. The coding region runs from base 1 to 549 and encodes 182 amino acids. Lineage: Eukaryota; Metazoa; Nematoda; Chromadorea; Rhabditida; Onchocercidae. The record is from RefSeq and is a predicted model, not a curated record. Gene Ontology annotation, molecular function: growth factor activity; cytokine activity.